CCUCAGAUUGCAGGCUUUUUACCCUGAUUCAGGGUAAAAUCAGGGCUUUUUUGGGGGGUGACCCUGAUGAGACAGGAUUUUUUUAAGAUAGAGGCCUGAAAUUUCAGGGUUUUUUUAAGAGUGAACUCUGAUCGAUCAGCGUGCGUAGUGUAGUGUGGCCUGUUUUUCCAGCGUCUGCCAGCCAGUUCAGUUCAGGCUGCUGCGACUGGCGACCGACCAGACGGUCUGAGCACCUCACACACCGAGCAGCCAUUGCAGUAGCAACUAGAAGGAGGCGGUUUUGAUUCGAUUGCGCGGUGACGUCUGAGUCGACUCAAAAGCCACCUCUGCGCACACACCCGCCGUCGGGUCCAGACGGAGGCGGUUUUGAUCUGAUUACGUGGAGGACAGAGAGCGCGAGGGAGAGAGGGAGAGAGAGAGACAAGUUGUGUGGAGACACAAUCGGAUCUGCAAAGCUGGGUUGAUCGCCAGAGCGCUCGUCCGUCCGUAUCCCAAGUUGUAGCUUGAGCCGUCUUGAGCCGUCUUGAGCCGUCUUGAGCCGUCUUGAGCCGUCUUGAGCCCAACGACUUCGCAGCGUCCUCGUACUCCUUUUUUGUUUCUUCAUUGGCUUCCCACUCUCUUCCACAGGUUUCUCUUCGUUGCGUCGUGCAAGUAGCAUUAUUUCUUGGAUUUGGACCCGAAUCAAGGGAUGCGGGGUUCCGUGUCAGUAGUAACCAUUCGCCUCCUUCUCGCCUUUCUCGCUCUGUCCGUUCCCCUUUGCCUCCUCAUCGCCACGUGUUCACGGUUCGGCCUGCCACGUGUACACUUCUCAGUGCAGCUAGAAUGGCAAGAAAACCCGUCUGAAGAGAGCACCGGUUCCAUUGGAAGUUCUUAUCACGCAGUCGCGCAAGAAAGGAGGAUUCUUUCGGAAACUUCGUUAGUAGCACCGUCACCCCCGCCUCCUGUCUGUGUUUGUCCCGUGUGCCCGAGUGACAAUACUCGGAGUGACAAUGGAGGUGAUGGAGCAGAGGGGGAGAACGGGGGGAAAGGGGAAGGGGAGAGGGAGGGGGAGGCGUGGGGCGAGAACCACCAGUUCAGGGUGCAUCCGACCAGCCUCAACCUGUUUGCUGUCGUCAGCACAUACCGCAUAGGCCAGGGCAGCUUCAUGGUGGUGGGAGAGUCUCUGCUCGGCGCACAUCUGCACUUUGCCGGCUCGCUAGUGGACGAGUGCGUGUGGGAGGGGGAGGGCGAGGGGAAGGGGUCGCCCGUCGUAGCCCCAGCGGAAACUAUGCAUUUACGCCCCUCGGAGCACAUCUCUCUGCCAUGGGGCGCUCUGCUCAUCCGCUGCGCCUUCAACUCUUCUAUAGGCAGCAACAGCAAAGGAGGCGUCUUGUCGCUACUGAAGCGCUCGGAGCAGCAGCGCCACAGGAGGAGCAUCACCCACGAGCACUCAGACCCAGUGGGGUUUGAUGUCCAGGGGGCUUCCCCCCUCAAGCUCCACACCUCCAGCAUGCCAGUCUUUAGAGAAAAGCCUGGCGGUUUCGAUAUAAUCACAUCCCCGCUACAGUAUAACCUGAGUUACUGUAGCGGGUCGCUUUUUGGGCAUAUAGAUCCGCGUGCACUUAGUGACUGGAUUCGGUACCAUUAUAAGGUUGUGGGUGUAGAGAAAUUCUUUUUGUACGAUCACGGGGGGCUUACUGUAGAUAAUGAUACGGCGGCAGCGGUGACGCCUUAUGAGGAGACAGGGGUGGUGACUGUAACGAGGAUGAAGGGAGGCAGGCACUUUGUGUCGUACUACUCGCAUCAGAUCUUGAACCACAACGACUGCCUCUACCGCUCCAGGUUCCUCACACGGUGGCUGCUCUACUCAGACCUCGACGAGUACAUCUUCACUCCACCGCCCUCCACCUUCCUCUCCUGGCUCUCCCGCAUCCCUCAAAACGCCUCUUGGGCGAGCAUGGGUUCCUACAUGUACAGCAUCAACACCUGCAGCAAGCUGCACUAUGGCAAUGCUUCUAACGAGUCAGAGCUCUUAGUGGAGCAUCUCCCUUGGAGGGCAGAGCUUCCCAGCUGCCCUGACCGGACAAAAGCGUUCGUCUGCCCUGGGCCUCAGGGCAGGCGGAAACAAGUGGUAGAUCCGAGGAGAGUGAACAUGGUAUCAGUGCACAGGGUAGAAGACCCUUGGGAGGUGUAUGGUGUGGAUUGGAAUGCCUCGUUUGCAGAGCCCACGCCUAAACUGAUGCAUUUUCAAGGCCUUCCUGUGAGGAAGCCCCCACAGGUGCGGUGUAGAGAUGUGAAGGAGGAGGCUGUGGAGAGAGAGACGGUGGAAGACGGGAAGGUUCUAGACUUCACGUUUCGAGACUUUGUUGCACGAGCUGUUAAUGAAGUUCGUUAAAGGUGCUUGCUUGCACCGCUUUGGAAUGCUUGUGCUGUGAGAGGAUCGGUUGCUGCGUCCAAGGGAAGGGAACCUUUUGCA
Molecule: messenger RNA, 2455 nt
Organism: Closterium sp. NIES-67
Lineage: Eukaryota; Viridiplantae; Streptophyta; Zygnematophyceae; Desmidiales; Closteriaceae
Source: the annotation of a GenBank genome assembly